GUAGACCUAUGUUUGCUGUGUGUAUGAUCCUCUUGCAGAUUAUUUUUGGAGAUUGUGAGAUGCAGGUUUUACGGCCAAUGGGAAAGGCAAAAAUACAACCCUUAUUUCUGAAUGUGUAUCCCAAUGAAGAGAAGACACAGUUUAUGAUCCAUGGUCGAUUCCAGGGUCCCCUUGAUAUGGAAGCAAAGUCAGGAUCCCUUGCAAAAGUUUUAGACAAGACAGAUUUCACAUUGUUCGAGGCAAUUAUACUGUUUACAAACGACACCGGUGCCAACCGCAACAUUAUACUAAAAUCGAAUUCGACUUCGGAAACAUUGAAAAUGGCUUUAAACAUUUCUCCAGGAAGCAAACAGCAAACUGACUUUUACGGAACAAACUGUGAGUUUGAAGUAAAGGGUUCUAGUGAUAAAGCAAAAUAUUCCGCCAUAGUUAAAAAUUGCGGACCCGAGGAAGACUACACCAUGUACCAAUAUUUUAAAGCUAAUCUUAACCUGCGUGAUGAAAUUGUCCGUGUAACGUCAUUUCCAGAAAGUGAAAAUUUGUGGAACUAUGUUAAUGUGUCAGAGAACUAUAAACCCGAGAAAACGGCAACCGCCAUUUUGAACAAAGAUUCGAUGGCAGAGGAUGGCGUCAAAUUGAAAAAAAUCGAUUUCGAUUUGUUUGCUUUAGGGAACAGACCAGCACAGCGAAGACAAAUAUGUGAAGCCCUUGUCUGGACAUAUAAUCUUGUUUAAUAUUCCUAAAAAUACUCCCGAUUUUG
Messenger RNA from Saccostrea echinata, 760 nucleotides. RefSeq lists its product as uncharacterized. The record is from RefSeq and is a predicted model, not a curated record. Lineage: Eukaryota; Metazoa; Mollusca; Bivalvia; Ostreida; Ostreidae. The transcript has 3 exons. The coding region runs from base 9 to 734 and encodes 241 amino acids.